Messenger RNA from Alosa alosa (allis shad), 2884 nucleotides. Its product is annotated as smoothelin-like protein 2. The record is from RefSeq and is a predicted model, not a curated record. NCBI's taxonomy places the organism in Eukaryota, Metazoa, Chordata, Actinopteri, Clupeiformes, Clupeidae. Gene Ontology annotation, molecular function: protein binding. Bases 185 to 2317 code for a protein of 710 amino acids. Gene Ontology annotation, biological process: actin cytoskeleton organization. The transcript is spliced from 9 exons. Gene Ontology annotation, cellular component: microtubule organizing center; filamentous actin.
GUCAAGCACAGGCACACACAAUCACGAGGGGGACCGACGGGGUUACCAGGAGUGUGUUCAUCUCACACUCGCACGCUUCCCCACACACACACCCACACACACACACACAGACAGGUACCCAGGGAGUUGGAGCAGUCAGAGAGACAGUGAGAGAGAGAGAGAGACAACUUCUCGGCUCAGACUCAUGGAGACUAUGGCUGCCAUGCUGGGGAGCUGCGGUGAGGACACGCCGGCCGCUCUGGCGCGCCUCGAGCGGACCAUGAUGGCCGUGGUGCGUGAGAUCCACGUGGACGUGGGCUCCUUCAAGCGGACGGUGGAGCGGCGCCUGGACGAGGCCUGCGACGUCAGCGGGCCCCUGCGGGAGGCCGUAGUCCAGCUCCAGCAGGAGAACCAGGAGCUGCGGGCACGCCUGGACGAGCUGGCACGGCGGGCGGAGGAGGUGCCCAUCCUGCGAGCCCGGCUGGACGAGCUCACACAGCAGGUGGAGGCCAUGCCAGUCCUGCGCAUCGAGCAGAAGGUCCCCAAGUCGAACGACGUCCAGUACACCUCGGCCACGCGCUCCUUCUCCAGUCAGCACACUGAGGAGAGCCACCAAAGCGUCGCAACGCACUCUGAGGCCGCCAGGAGCUCCGUGUCAGUGGUGCACUACCCUCCGAUGAGCUCAAGUGCAACUGAGUCUCAGCCUCCGGUCACUGAUUUCACAUCUAGCUCUGGUCAAGACUCGGCCCCUGAUGCUGUCGCAAACCACCCUCCUGGUUCUGUCUCCUUUUCAACUGCUGGUUCCGUCUUCAACUCAACUGCUGGUUCUGUCCAUCACUCUGUGGCUGGUUCUGUCCAAGAUUCUUCUGCUGGUUCUUUCUCUGAUUCAACUGUUGGCUCUCUUCACGUUUCGUCAACUGCUGGUCUUGUUCAUUGCUUGACCACUGAUUCUAUCUUUGAGUCCAGAACCACUGAUGCUGACCAAGAUCCAACGCCUGGUACGCCCCCUGAACCCACCCCUGGUUUUCUCCAUGAUGCCACCUCUGGAUCUACUCAUGAAGCUACAUUUUCCAAAGCUGCGUCUGGCUCUGUUUACAACUCCUCUGCUGGCUGUGGUUCUGAUUCUACCCAUGAUUCGGACAGUGGCUCUCUUUCGACCUGCUCAUAUGUUACACAGCAGGCUUUCAUCUCCAGCGCAGAGACCAGGGUCUUCCCAGAGUCAAACGGAGAUGUCCAUGAUGAAGCAAACAUGGAGCCAAUCUCCCAGAAUGGACACGAGAGAGACAUAGGUCACUUACAGGCCUUACCAGAGGCUCAUUUUGCGAGAUCAAAGGUGAAUGAGCAGCAUGGAACCCUGACAAGCCUGUCCACGUCUGUCACAGCCACUAGCAGAGCCACAGAACUAGCCGUCACCAGGAGCCCGAAGCUGGUGCCCCGACCGAGCAUCUUCACGCCUCAGUCGCCCAACGCAAUGUUCCGGAAGCCGUUUAGCCCAACAGCACCUGACACCGCCAUGACUACUACUAAACAUCUAUCCGAGUCCCCGAUGAAACCUCCAUCCCCCAACUCAGUGCCCUGGAAACCAUUCAACCCAUCCACAUCUGAUGUUGGAGGUCCCACUCCCAGAACAAUUCCUGAGUCUCCUACUAAAACUGCAAAACCAUGGAGCCCAGGUCUAAUGAAGAGGAGCUCAACUUUGCCAAAAUUGCCAGACAAACCCUCACCAAUACUCUCCAAUGCUCCUGCUUCUUUGUCCAACUUUAGCCCAUCAACAGAGAAAAGGAGGACUGAUUUUGCAGGAGGAGGAAACCCUUUUGCCAUUGUUCCAGAGAAGAAGCCUGAUCUGCUGCGGUCUCAUACUCUGCCAACAAUGCGGCACCUGGGGCCCCAAGCCAAACAAACCAUCCUUGAGAAGUCAGAGGCAGCUCUAAAUAAACUGGCGAAAACCCACGUAAGCACAAAACCCAAACUGACCCGUUCCCAGAGCUUUGGAAAUAGUGCCAGCAGUAUAAAACUGACUUUACUGGAAUGGGUUCGAUCCAAAACUAUUGGGUACAAGCACAUAGACAUACAGAACUUCUCAAACAGUUGGAGCGAUGGGAUGGCCUUCUGUGCUCUGGUGCACUCAUUCUUCCCUACUGAAUUUGAGUAUGAGUCCCUGAGCCCAACUAACCCCAGGAAGAAUUUGCAACUGGCUUUCAGUUUGGCAGAGAAAUUGGCUGACUGCUGGCGCCUUAUUGAGGUAGACGACAUGCUUGCCAUGGGGUCCAAGCCUGAUCCCAUGUGUAUUUUCACCUACGUGCAGUCCUUGUACAACCAUUUGAGGACCUUUGAAUGAGAUUCCUCAGAGUGUCCGUGGCAGCAUUCAUUGAUUCUUUCAGCAUUAAUCUCUGUGUUUUCCUUCACCAAAGUCCUCUCAAUUGAUCCUUGCAAGUGCAAUUUGUAAAGAGGAUAACCAGGAAACAAGCGCUUAACAGAUGGCAAUGUAAAAGCCUAUAGUUGAUGCUACUUUUAAUGACAAUAGUUGUAUUUGAUAAAACAACUGUAUUUUGUGUCAAAACAACUAGCUGGAAAGCUCUGAUAACAAAUAUCAGCACCAAUAUCUAUGAUGGCAGCUGAUGAGGAAGUACAGAUAUAAGUAAAGCUGGUGAGGACGGAGACAACAUUGGUGAGAUUAUGUGGAUAAUUGCGAUGAUGAACAGGACAGGUCGAUAAAGAGAAUGGGAAUGUAACUGUGGAGGACUAAGGGAUGUGGACUGUAUUAGACUAUGCAGUUCAGUGGAUGUGCAUUAAUGUAGCACUGCUGCGAAGGCAUGACUCCUUAAUAAUGUUUAGUGCUUGCCUUGUUGUGAUAAUGUACUGUUUUGCUAAAUCACAUUUCCCAAAUUAAAGCACUGAACAGUAA